ACUGUCAUCCGCCUGAACAAGAUGCUAUCAGUACUCGCUUCUUCUUUGGUAUUCCUGUCUGGUUUCAUAGGACAUGCAGAUCUCAUAUCUGCAGAUGUACUAUCAAAGCAAGUUGUCAAAGCAGAGCUUUAUGUACGGCCUUGGGCAAGUUCAGUUGAAGGGUUUGGAUUAGAUUUUGGAAGUGGAAGCUGGGGUGGCAGCAGCAGCGGCAGUAACACCGAUAGCGGCAGUAGUAGUAGCAGUAGCGGAAGUAGUAGUAGUAGUAGUAGCAGUAGUAGUAGCAGCAGUAGCAGCAGCAGCAGCAGUAGUAGCAGUGGAAGCAGCAGUAGCAGCAGCAGUGAAAGUUCAAGCAAUAGCAGUAGUAUUUUAGUCGGAAAACGUGAAUGGCACUACCAUUGGGGUGUUGUUGUUACAACUUCAGACAACCAAAAAUGGCUCGUAUACACUACCAAUGAUUAUGGAUUCGACCCAAUAGAAACUGCAUUACUCGACGCACGACGCAUGUCUUCAUCAUGGACAAGAAACAAAUGUGGUGCAGUACGUAACCAUACCGUAAACGAUUUCAUGAAAGCUGGAAGAAUUGGUUGUGAAUACAGCGUUUUCUCAUGCAAUGAUAAAAUGGCUACAGAGGCAAUUUGGCGAUUAGUUACUGAAACAUCUUGUUGAAUUAGGAGCUAAAAAUAAACUGAUAAUU
Messenger RNA from Ruditapes philippinarum (Manila clam), 694 nucleotides. RefSeq lists its product as uncharacterized. Bases 22 to 666 code for a protein of 214 amino acids. The record is from RefSeq and is a predicted model, not a curated record. The transcript is spliced from 3 exons. NCBI's taxonomy places the organism in Eukaryota, Metazoa, Mollusca, Bivalvia, Venerida, Veneridae.